UCGCUGGCGCUGGGAGGCAUCAGAGCCACUGCUCAGCCCAAGUGUCGCCGCCGCUUCCACAGGGCUCUGACUGGACGCCGCCGCCGCCACUGCCUCGGAUCCAGGCCACCUCCCGCUAGGUGAGCCCCGAGAUUCUAGCUUAGAGAGGUGUCAUGGGCUUCCAAAAGUUCUCCCCCUUCUUGGCUCUCGGCAUCUUGGUGCUGUUCCAGGCAGGCAGCCUCCAGGCAGCACCAUUCAGGUCCACCCUGGAGAGAAGCCCAGACCUAGCCACACUCAGUGAGGAGAAAGGGCGCCUCCUGCUGGCUGCACUGCAGGACUAUGUGCAGAUGAAGACCAGUGAGCUGGAGCAGGAGCAGGAGCAGGAGCAGGAGCAGGAGACAAAGGGCUCCAGUCCCAGAUCUAAGCGGUGCAGUAGGCUGAGUACUUGCAUGCUGAGCACAUACUCGCAGGACUUCAGCAAGUUUCACACGUUCCCCAAAACUGCAGUUGGGGCUGGAGCACCUGGCAAGAAAAGGGAUGUGUACAACAGCUUGGAGAGAGACCAUCACCCUCACGUUGGCAUGCCCCAGGAUCCCAACUAAACCCCUCCCUCUCCUUUCUAAUUUUCCUUCUUGCUUCCUUCCUAUAACUUGAUGCAUGUGGUUUGGUUCCUCUCUGGUGGCUCUUUGGGCUGGUAGUAGUGGCUUUCCUUGAGGUAGAGGAUGUCUCGAACUUCAGAUGGGAGGAAAGAAAGCAGGACUCACAGGCUGGAAGAGAAUCACCCAGGAAAACAUCAGAAAAUGAGGGCUGCUUUGAGUCCCCCAGAGAUUUCAUGAGAGCUCCUCUGUCCUGCUUCUGAAUGUGCUAAUCAUUUAAGGAAUAAAAUGAUUUUUCCAAAAAGA
This is a messenger RNA of Cebus imitator (Panamanian white-faced capuchin), 881 nucleotides long. RefSeq names its product calcitonin-like. The coding region runs from base 153 to 581 and encodes 142 amino acids. The transcript has 4 exons. The record is from RefSeq and is a predicted model, not a curated record. Lineage: Eukaryota; Metazoa; Chordata; Mammalia; Primates; Cebidae. Gene Ontology annotation, molecular function: calcitonin receptor binding; hormone activity. Gene Ontology annotation, cellular component: extracellular region.